Pogoniulus pusillus (Red-fronted tinkerbird) is the source of this 3359-nucleotide messenger RNA. RefSeq names its product refilin B (gene RFLNB). NCBI's taxonomy places the organism in Eukaryota, Metazoa, Chordata, Aves, Piciformes, Lybiidae. Gene Ontology annotation, cellular component: actin filament bundle. Gene Ontology annotation, molecular function: filamin binding. The record is from RefSeq and is a predicted model, not a curated record. Gene Ontology annotation, biological process: negative regulation of bone mineralization involved in bone maturation; negative regulation of chondrocyte development; skeletal system morphogenesis. The coding region runs from base 198 to 842 and encodes 214 amino acids. The transcript is spliced from 3 exons.
GGCCACGGGAAUGAUGCUGGGGGCACCGGUGGGAUGCGGGACGGGGCAGUAAGCGGGGGCCGGCGAGCGGAGCAGCCCCGCCCCGUGCACUGGCCACGCCCCCCCGGUGGCGGCCCGGCACCUCCCGCCGCCGCCCGGGCGCAGGCAGCGGAGCGACGGGUUCGGACUUGGGGCAGGGCGGCUCGGACGACUCCGCUAUGGUGGGUCGACUCAGCUUGCGGGAGGUGCCCGACCUCCCGGACAUGAGGAAACGGGGCGACUCGGGGCUCGACAGCCCCGACUCCGGGCUGCCCCCCAGCCCCGGGCCCGUCCCCUCGCCCUGGCUCCUCUCCUCCGGCAGCCCUGACCGCGCCGCAGCCAACGGGCUGCCGGAGCCCGACCCGCCCGCGCCCGCCGCCGCGCACUCUGUGUUCUCCCCCAGCCCUGUUCUCUCCAGCUGCCCUCCAAGAUUGUGUCCUUUAUCCUUUGGCGAAGGAGUUGAGUUUGACCCUGUACCAGCCAAGGAAAUAAGGUACACCUCCUCAGUUAGAUACGACUCAGAGAAGCACUUCAUCGACGACGUCUAUAUGCCGGUGGGCUUCAGCGUCUCCUCCUGCAGCCAGACGGUCAUCUGUGUCCCAGACUGCACCUGGCGCAAUUACAAAGCAGAGCUCCACCUGGAGCCCCGCAACAAGCCCCAGCGCUUCACCAGCACCACCAUCGUCUACCCGAAGCACGCCAAGACUGUGUACACCACCAGGCUGGAUUACAACUGUCGUAAGAGCACGCGGCGGUUCCUCUCCAGCGUCGAGCUGGAAACAUCAGAGUGCCUUGGCAACGACUGCGUCCUGGAUGGGUGCUGACUGGUAGCCACCUCACUUGCUCUGAUCCAUCCCGGUCCCAUCUCACACACUGUGCUAACUCUCCACUCCCCGAAGUGGGUGCAGACCCUAACUCUCUGGCCAGGCUAAGGGAACCUUACCUGUCACCACCUCUUUCUCAGCUCUUAAUUCCUGCUUUAAGUAUCAGAAUGUCCUGAAUGUGGUUUUCUGUGGGAACAUAACUUAGUAAGGAACUCCUUUCUUCACCUUUUGAAGUCCUAAGUGCCCUCCCCUUCCCCACAGUGCAGUAGUCAGAUGAAAAUAACUGGAAGUAUUCUCCCAGAGGAAAAAUGGACAGGUAAGAAGGAAUGUGGAGUGGUGCCUGGCAGGUGGAAGUCCAUUUGAUGCUUCGUGAUGAUGUGCAAAAAAAGGCUGGUUUGCUGUCUUGCAGUGAAUUGACCCCACCAGGUUAAUUGGUUACAGAUAGCCAGAGCUGUUCUUCAUUUCGGUUUAGAUCAGGAGACUGCUUUCUCCAGAAGAACUAUCUCCUGGGAACUGCUGGGGAAAAAAAAGAACAGCAGAAAAAUCUGGAAAUCUGUAUUUAACAGAUGCAUAAAUGCAGCUUUCACAUCCGCAUUUGAAGAUGUGAGUUGGGAAGAGAAGCAGGUUUGCAGCUCCAGGCAGCAGAGAAAGGAUCAAGUAAUUCUUUAGAUGAAUGGCACGAUGCAUCUUCCCUGCUUACGGUGGCUGCUGCAGCACUGCAGGCUGUGUGAGACACUGGCACCUGUGUGCGUGUGGUAGGGCUUGUAAUGAAGAAUGCCAGGCCAAAAAUUGUCCUUGUGUUGUUGGACAGUUAGGUGCAUGGCGGUGGAAAACUACCAGUGCCCAGUUUAUCCUGACACUGUACUCUCUGCACUAAGGGAGCUGUAACUAGGAACGCUUCAGAAAAUACCCCCUGUCUACAACAGGGACCUGAAGUGGAGGAGGAGAUGCUUGGGACCGGGUGGGAGAUGCUGUUGUGGGAGUUGUGAAGAGUGGGUGGUGGUGAAGGACGUUUUGGUUCCAUAGCAAAAUUCACAGCUGCAGCUUCUCAUUGCACAGGUACUUUCUGGACUUUGGUAUUCAGGAUGUCACUGGAAUGGGGAAGCAUAUAUCUGUUUGUAGGCUGCUGAAUAACCUCUCCAGUCCCAAGUGCAUGAUGAGUUAGGGACCAAAGGGAAUAAUUUCAGAUAUUAUGGAAGUCCAUCUGGGUGUUACAUGCAUUAGUUUGUGUGCUUUGAUGAAGAUAAGGUGUAGAGGUUUUGUCCUUGACCCAUGUGGUUUUUCUAUAUUGUCAGGGAGCAGUGCAGUGCGGAGAGCAUCCACUUUGGGAGUGUGCCUUGCCUUGGUGCUUAGUGUGAUGUAGCAGCUCAGAAACAUUUGAUAGACUUCACUUAGCUGGACACAGCUUUUCCAUGUAUUCCAAAACACCUCUGAGGUGUAGGUCACCUUCUGAUGCAGCAUUGGCCCUGGACCUACUUUUUAAGAGGACUUUGCUAGUGCAUAGCCCAAAGGGUGAAUUUUGUGAGUGGCAAGUAAAACUCGGGAGGCUGUUCUUGAGCUGUCCUUAAUGUGUGUUUGUGCAAGUGUGAUGAUGGAAGAGUGUGAAAGUGCACACAAUGUGAGAACAGAAAUGGUAUGGGAGACUGAAAAUGCAGCAGGAAGGAAGGUUCGAGUCUGUGUAGUUCAGGGGUUUUGUUGUUUUGGUUUUUUACUUAUUUAUUAGCUCAGAACAGAACAUCCUUAAUCUUUGCACUUGCUUCAGGAAACCAGAUCCUAAAACAAUCCUCAAAAAACCCGACAAACAACAGAGUCCAAAAUCAGAUGCUAAAGCAGGGUGACAGAAGAUGCCAGACUUGGGCAGGCCUUGCGCCAGAGUUGGUAAGAGCAGUGUGGUCUUCUCGUUACACACAUUGGUUUCAGACUACAGUGCUUAGGAGUUGUGCCUUAAAUUCAUGUUGCAAUUCUCCCGUGAACAUUACCCCAAGAUCUGCUUGUGGUGUAACAGACUUGUGAAAGGCACAACUCUGCCCCUAAGUGUGGGGUUUCAAGUGGGCAGAACUCUUCUUUGGGAAAGCUGUUGCCUCAUUGCUGGCUUCACCAUUUCAUGUACCUUGCUCCUGAAACAUCUGGUGCUGGCCACUGUUGGACACAGGAUGCUGGAAGAACACGGACCCAGGACUGCUCCGACAAUGCUCUUUCACUGAAUUCAUUUGCAGAUCUAAGAGAUGAUGAUUUUAAGUAGUAGUCAUUAAUUGUCCCUAGUUAGACAUGAAGUGCCCCUUACUAUGGUUUUAGGAUGAAACACCUGAUUUUUGUAAGGCAAACAAACUUAACUAUGUACCUUUUAAAGAUACUUUCAUUGGUAGAGAUACCUUUUAAAUUAUUUAGGUUCCAGCAUUUGCAAAGCUCAUGUUUAGCUCUGCGCAAGUGUUCUGAUGUCUGUGACAUUUCCCACCUUCCCCUUUUGAAUUUUCAAUUUGUCUUUUACUUUAUUGGUAAUAAAUGAUCUGAAAACCA